AAUAAAAGAUGGCAUUAUAGUUAUUUUAGCCAAAAUCAACAAGCAGAAGGUAAUUUGGCACCAAACUGAUGCCUACAAAACCCCCUCUCUUUCUCUCUCUCUCUCUCUCUCACGGACACACACUACUCACAGCACAAACCAUAACAGAAAGAAACAAACAAUGAGAACCCAACGUCUUAACCAUCUCCUUCUCUCCCUCUUCCUCUUCGCAGCCGCAUUCUCCAGCCUUCACCCGACGGCCACCGCCGGAGACGAAGGCGCACCCUCCCCAGGCGACGGCGACGGCGACGCCGAUUUCAUACGCACUAGCUGCAACACCACGCUCUACCCGGACGUGUGCUUCACCUCCCUCUCUCGCUACGCCAGUGCGGUGCAACAGAACCCCGGCCAGCUGGCGCGCGUUGCCAUCUCCGUGAGCCUCUCCAAGGUCCACCGCGCCGCCUCCUACGUCUCCAACCUCACGCGCGACGCCGACUACGACGGCAGCACGCGCGCCGCCCUCGCUCUCCACGACUGCUUCUCGAACCUCGGCGACGCCGUGGACGAAAUCCGCGGCUCGCUGAAGCAGAUGCGUCAGAUUGGAGCCGCCGGCGCCGGCGCCAGCUCGUUCCUGUUUCAGAUGAGCAACGUGCAGACGUGGAUGAGCGCUGCACUCACCGACGAAGAAACCUGUACGGACGGCUUCCAGGACGUAGCGGACUGUCCCGUGAAAACGGAUGUAUGCGAUCGCGUCACCAACGUCAAGAAGUUCACCAGCAAUGCCUUGGCGCUCGUCAACUCCUACGCUAACAAGGGAAUGCCUUGAUUUUCAACCACGUGUCAGAUUACUUACCGUCCGAUUUUAUACAUCUCCAAACUCGAAAAAAAAAAAAAAAAAGUAGUUAAAGAAUAGGUUGUGUUAAAUUUGGCGUUAAAAAACAAAAAGUGCCGUGUGUGUGGGACGCGUGAGCCCUUCUUUCUUGUGUUGUAAAUUUUGGUAUGCUUGUAGACAUAUUUGCUGUCACUCGCUCAAGAAAGUAGAGAAACGCAUCACUUCAAUCACGUGAUAGAAUGAAUGAAGAGUGUAGAUAACUAUAUGGGGGGAAGAAGAAAAAACAAGUGAAAGUUGAGUGUGGAACUUUGACUUGUUACUUUUUAGUUUGUUGUGGUUAACUGUUAUAUUAUUUUGUGUUUUUGUUUAAAUUAAAAAUAAUAAUUUUAAAUUUCAGGAUUGCACGUAAAAA
This is a messenger RNA of Glycine soja, 1223 nucleotides long. Its product is annotated as pectinesterase inhibitor 7-like. The record is from RefSeq and is a predicted model, not a curated record. NCBI's taxonomy places the organism in Eukaryota, Viridiplantae, Streptophyta, Magnoliopsida, Fabales, Fabaceae. The coding region runs from base 161 to 805 and encodes 214 amino acids. Gene Ontology annotation, molecular function: enzyme inhibitor activity. Gene Ontology annotation, biological process: negative regulation of catalytic activity. The transcript has a single exon.